This is a messenger RNA of Gadus macrocephalus (Pacific cod), 2223 nucleotides long. RefSeq names its product filamin-C-like. The coding region runs from base 1 to 1191 and encodes 396 amino acids. The transcript is spliced from 8 exons. The record is from RefSeq and is a predicted model, not a curated record. Lineage: Eukaryota; Metazoa; Chordata; Actinopteri; Gadiformes; Gadidae. Gene Ontology annotation, biological process: actin cytoskeleton organization. Gene Ontology annotation, molecular function: actin filament binding.
AUGUUAGCUGAGUUCAGCAUCUGGACCCGGGAGGCCGGGGGCUGGGGUCUUUCCAUCGCCGUGGAAGGUCCCAGCAAGGCGGAGAUCACCUUUGAGGACCGGAAGGACGGAUCCUGCGGUGUGGCCUACGUGGUACAGGAGCCUGGCGACUACGAGGUGUCAAUCAAGUUCAACGACGAGAACAUCCCCGACUCGCCGUUCGUCGUCCCCGUCGCCACGCUGGCGGACGGCGCCCGGGCUCUCACCGUCACCAGCCUGCAGGAGAUGGGUCUGAAGGUGGGCCAGGAGGCGUCCUUCGCGGUGCAGCUGAACGGAGCGCGGGGAUUGGUCGACGCUAAGGUCCACACGCCCUCGGGGGCGAUCGAGGAGUGCCACGUCACCGAGCUCGACAGCGACCAGUACGCCAUCCGCUUCAUCCCGCGGGAGAAUGGCGUCCACUCCAUCGACGUGCGUUUCAACGGCAGCCACGUCCCGGGGAGCCCCUUCAACGUCCGCGUGGGCGACCCGGGCCAGGCCGGGGACCCGGGCAUGGUGUCGGCCUUCGGACCCGGGCUGGAGGGGGGGUCCACGGGCGCGGCGUCGGAGUUCUUCGUGAGCACGUGCAACGCGGGCUCGGGGGCCCUGUCGCUGACCAUCGACGGGCCCUCCAAGGUGAAGAUGGACUGCGUGGAGUGUCCCGAGGGGUACAGGGUCACCUACACCCCCAUGGCCCCGGGGAGCUACCUCAUCUCCAUCCGCUACGGGGGCCCACGCCACAUCGUGGGGAGCCCCUUCAAGGCCAAGGUGUCAGGUGCCUGUCUAUCCGGGGGCCACAGCCUCCACGAGACCUCGUCCGUGCUGGUGGAGACGGUGACCAAGUCCUCGCAGGCUGCCAUCGGGGGCGGCUUCCCUUCGCUGCCAAAGUUCUCCUCCGACGCCAGCCAGGCCGUCUCCAGGGGGGCGGGGCUCUCCAAGGCUUUCGUGGGCCAGAAGAACAUGUUCACCGUGGACUGCAGCAAAGCAGGUACCAACAUGCUGAUGGUGGGCGUGCACGGGCCCAAGACGCCGUGCGAGGAGGUGUACGUGAAGCACAUGGGCAACAGGAUGUACAACGUGACGUACACGGUGAAGGAGCAAGGCGACUACAUCCUCAUCGUCAAGUGGGGCGACCACAACGUGCCGGGCAGCCCCUUCCACGUCACCGUGCCCUAGGACAAACCCAAGGGAGCGACACGCUUUGUGUAUUUGAGUCCUUUUUUUUUAACUUCCCUUCUGUACCUCGACAAGCAGAACCGGGGAAGCCGUUCAAACCGUUCAUUAAUUUCUCUGAUUUCAUUUCCCUUUUAUUUGGGUUAACCCUGGCCAGAAUAGCAGAAGUUAAAACUCUAAUUGUGUCUGAGCUAGGAAGGUCAGGAGGGGGUGUGAAGCUGUAAUGCGGUGUAAACAACGUUGUUUUUGUUUCUUUGGAAACGGAUACUAAACUCUUUCUACGGAAACCUAGACUCCGGCAAUACAAAGCUCAUUGAUCGAACGCCCUGGUACCAAGUUAAAUUCCUUCAUCAGCAAUAAACUCAGAGGAUUCGCAGUAAGGACUGAAAACAGGUGUAGCUCAUUUAGGUAAAGUGGUGUGUAGGCAUGACUGUGGCCAUAAUUAACAUCAUGAGGUACACCUGUGUUCACCCUGACUGUGACGACUCUGAGACAAAGGCCUGUUGGGUAAGUUGGAGAACUCGGUUCAGAUUGACAUUUUUACUUACUACUUUCUUUGUCUACAUGCUAGUUAUUCAAAUAAUCCCACAAUGUGUGACCGGGGGACGAGUUGGGUUAAAACUACACAUGAAACAUACAUGCUUUUGCAUACGUGCUCUUGUGACCCUUUGUUAUUUUAUUUAUUCAGAGCCUAUCGUUUUCUUUGACAGAAUGUCCAGUUGAACUAAAGUGCAGUCAAUCUUCUGACGGUUUGUUCUAUCAGUGUGAACUAGCAAGGUGAGAUGUGUUCUUUGUUUAGUUUCUUUUUUUUGUAACCGAACAGGAUUGGGACACGACAAUCGAUUCAAUGUGUGAACGCUGGAAAAAAAACAAAACAGUGAUACGAUAUCAUAGAGUGAUGUUUUAUAGUUAUUUUAUAUGUAUCAAAAAUUAUUAAAAAAAGAAAAAAAAAUCUGAAUACGUUUGAUAUUGUAAUCCAAUAUUUUGGCAAGAUUGUGCAGGCAUAAUAAUAAUAAUAAAAUGUUUCAAUGCAAA